Messenger RNA from Adineta steineri, 477 nucleotides. Lineage: Eukaryota; Metazoa; Rotifera; Eurotatoria; Adinetida; Adinetidae. The record is from the annotation of a GenBank genome assembly.
AUGUUCGCUAUUCUUCUUCUUGGAAUUUAUUGUUUUUCAUUAGUUAUCAGUUCUUCAGUUGAUACAAAAUUUAAUGAAAAGUAUAUUGAUGGAAAACAAUAUAAACUAAAAAGCGUCGAUACCACAUAUAAACAACAUGUUUCUAAUAAUGGUCAAUGUACUGUUGAGCUGAAAACUCAAGGUGACAAAUAUAACUCAUUAACUGAAGGUGAAAUAAUUAAAAUCAAAAACAAAUGGUUUAAAGUUGAAGAUUGUCGAUUAAAUCGUGCCUAUAUUGCUUCAUGUGGUUCAAAAUUAUUUAUUCAAAUGCGUGAUCUUGUUUGUUCAUAUGCUGACCAACAUUAUGAGAAAAAAGUUUUAAAACGACGACAAAUAGAAGAUGAUCUCAUUAAUGUUUUAGAUCGAUCAUAUUUUGGUUUAUGUUGUAAAAAUGCUUGUACAGUAUCAGAAUUAAUUCAAUAUUGCCCUUCAAAAUAG